Peromyscus eremicus (cactus mouse) is the source of this 870-nucleotide messenger RNA. RefSeq names its product C-X-C motif chemokine ligand 5 (gene Cxcl5). The coding region runs from base 1 to 390 and encodes 129 amino acids. The record is from RefSeq and is a predicted model, not a curated record. Gene Ontology annotation, molecular function: chemokine activity; CXCR chemokine receptor binding. Gene Ontology annotation, biological process: inflammatory response; neutrophil chemotaxis; chemokine-mediated signaling pathway. NCBI's taxonomy places the organism in Eukaryota, Metazoa, Chordata, Mammalia, Rodentia, Cricetidae. The transcript is spliced from 4 exons. Gene Ontology annotation, cellular component: extracellular region.
AUGAGCCUCCUGCCCCGCCGCUGUGCCCGCAUCCCCCGCGGUUCCCGCUCGCUGUUCACGCUGCUGGCGUUUCUGCUGCUGCUCACGCUGCAGCAGCAUCUAGCUGAAGGGGGUCCCUCCGCCGUCGUGCCCCUAACAGAGCUGCGUUGCGUUUGCUUAACCGUGACUCCAAAAAUUAAUCCCAAAAUGAUCGCUCAUCUGGAGGUGAUUGCUGCAGGUCCACAGUGUCCCAGGGUGGAAGUCAUAGCCAAGCUGAAGAACCAGAAGGAGGUCUGUCUGGACCCAGAAGCUCCUUUGAUGAAAAAAAUCAUUCAGAAAAUACUGGACAGUGGAAAUAAGAAAACUAAGAGGAACGCACUUGCACUGGAAAAAUCGCCCAGUGUUCAAUAGAAAAAUUUCUGAGGACUCUGGCACCAAUGAAGACAAGAAAGGCGGGCUGAUUUCUCCCCUAGUAAUUUUCUUUGUGAACUCCCUGCUCUGAAGAGGAAAGGGAAACGGCUGUUCCUGGAGCUCUCUGCUCAGUUUAUGAGUGUAUUUAGCAAAGCGUUUCUGAUUCUUUUCUGCUGUCUGCUACACUAUUGGAAACUGUGACAUUUUAGUGUGUAAGUCAGGAAUCUUAGGUUGCUAACCUUUCUGAAUGGCUUGAAUUGAAGAUGACUAUUGCAUUUUGUCUCUAAAAAAUAUAUGCAUGUGUGUGUGUAUAUAUAUAUAUGUAUGUAUAACUUGUAGUGUUCAUGGGAAGGCUGUGGAAUUAACUGAUUAACGAAGUUCCAUUAGAAGCUGUAGAUGGGGACACCUUCAUCCUCCCUCUCAUGAAAUGGGAACUGUUUUACUGUUGCUGCUUGUGUGUGUUGAGCUUUCUUACAUCUG